CCUCACAUCCUUCAUCUGAGGCUUCUACAACAGGAACAACUUGUUCUCUUCCUUCGUCAACAUGAUGCUUCUUCAUGUGCCGACUGCUGCACCACGAGGCCGCGGCAGAGGCGGCUUCAGAAGGGGAGGCCGUGGCAGAGGCCAUUUUCACCAAUAGGGUCAGCCCUAGGGCCAUCUACCUCACGGCCAGGGCUAUGGACAACAACAAGGACAAUCUACACAGCCGAGACCUAGCUUCCCAUCGGCUAAGGAUAUUCUUGGUACUAUACUCCCACCAGUUGUGUGACAAAUCUAUUUUUCUCAACCGUCUGGACCUGCUCUUCUCACUCCAUGUGGCGAAGGACAAAACUUCAGGGGUACUUCUUCUACUGGCAACCACUAAUGGCUAUCUCUAUCCUCUCAACCCGAGUCCGCCUACUAGCUUGCUUUGUCCUCUAGCUGUCACCACAUCUGGCCCUGUGUGGCAUCGUAGAUUAGGUUAUUGUGGUAAAAUAUAUUAUGUAUUUUACACACUCAAAAGCAUAUAUGUACGAGUUCAUGCCGAUUAGGCAAAUCUCAACGACUACCUUUUUUAGAAG
Cuscuta europaea is the source of this 578-nucleotide messenger RNA. NCBI's taxonomy places the organism in Eukaryota, Viridiplantae, Streptophyta, Magnoliopsida, Solanales, Convolvulaceae. The record is from the annotation of a GenBank genome assembly.